AUGGCUUCAACUGAAGAACCCAUGCCUCCUCCCCCUGCACCGGUCGAGGCCGAGGGAGAGAAUCUCCCGCCCGCUACUCCCGUCGAGUCGAGCAUUCUUUCGGGAAGUGAGGAACCCAUCACGAGUCCUGAGGCCGGGAAGGAGAACACCAGAAUGUCCCCGGCGAAGAAGAGCCCGACAUCUAGUAGCACUACAUCUACCACCAAGCGCCCGCUGUCUGGUUCGACAACCACGAAGCGGCCGACUUCCAUGUCAUCCGCUCCCAAAUCCACCACAUCCUCGCGUACGUCGAUGGGCGGCACUACUUUGAACAAACCUCCUACUCGUCCCCCAACGACAACAACAGCCCGCAAGCCAUUGACCUCGUCGACUGCGGCCUCCCAUCGGUCUCGCGCGUCUGUUAGCAGCUCCGCAGAUGAGAAGCCACGGUCCGUGGCCAGCUCCGGUGUGGCCAGCUCUGGAGACGAGCGGAGGGGGAUCUCAGGAACAGCCAAGCGUAUGUCCUUGGUCGGCAGUGCCUCCACGAGAGCUCCCGUGAAAUCAACUACGUCUUCUCUGGAUCGGAGAUCAAGCGUGGCUGGCACCACGGCAGAGAGGAAACCCGCCACGGCUCGCCCGAGCUCUAUUUCCUCGACCAAGCCUGUGACUAAGCCCGUCACAACUACCGCUACAAGCCGCACGACCACCACGUCGCGGACAGCCACCAAGCCUUCCACGACCACUACCAGACCUUCUACCGCUACUUCGGAGGCUCGGAAGAGACUUAGCACCGUUGCCGCGAGCAAGAACACCGAAGAGGAAGCGGAGAAGCUGCAGGAUCUCCAGAACAAGCUGUCCGAGAGCGAAGCCAGUGUGACAAGCCUCAAGGCGGAGCUGGAGGCAGUGAAUGAGAAGCUGGCCAACCUGUCUGUUACUCAGGAAGGAUCAUCAACCCAGAACGAUGCUACCGCCGAUACUCAGGCUGAGCACGCUGCCGAAAUCGAAAAGAUUAAAGCUGCUCAUACUGAGGAGCUCACGGCUUUGCGAGCCCAGUUAGAAGAGGCAGAAGCUAAGCGGAAAGAGCUGGAAGAAAAAUCGCUCAAAGACUUGGACGACGCCGCCAAGUCAGCAACAGAGGAAGGUGACGAUAAGACCGCCGCUGUGCUCGAGGAAUUGAAGCAAGCCCACCAGGCCCAGCUCCAGGAGCUUGAGAAAGAGUUGGCCGAGCAAAAGGCUGCAGUUGCUGGAUAUGCCGAACAAAUCGAUACUCUCAAGGGUGAAUUGGAGUCUCAGAAGUCUAGCCUGGAGGAAGCCAACAAGGGAUUCCAGGAAGAGAAGGCAUUGGCUCUCGAUGGCCUUGAACGUGAACUCAAGGGCCGCGACCAAGUUAUCGAAAACCUCAACGCUGAAAUGGAAAAGCUGAACAGUUCCAAACAGCAGGAAAUCCAAGCCGCUGAGGAAUCUGCCAAGGAAUCCGUGUCCGCGCUGGAGGAGAAGGUUGCUUCUCUGGAGGCAAAGCUUGCUGAAGCUGAGUCCGCUACUCAGCAGGGGGAUGAAACGGCCACUGCUAUUGCCGACAAGGAGAAGCAGGUUUCUGAGCUCAAGCAGGUUAUUGAGAAGUUCCAGGUCGAGCUUCAGGAGGCGCGCGAAGCCACCGCCGACGAGCUGGCAGACAAGAUCAAGGAAUUGGAAGCUUCCCACGAAGCUGCUAUCGCCAAGCUUAAGGAUGAACACGAUGAAGCUCUGGCCUCCGCUGCAGCUGCCCACGCAAAGGAACUGGAAGUGGCCAAGGAGGCUGCGGAAUCCGCCGGUAACACAAACUCUGAGCAGGUCCAGGAGCUUCGAAAUGCGCUUGAGGCUGCUGAGGCUGCUGAGGCUGCGGCGAAGCAAGGAAAGGAAGAUGCUACCAGCGACCUUAAAGAUGCACACCAGAUCGAACUUCAAGCUCUUCAGGAAAAGCUGAGUGCAUCGGAGCAAGCUCUCAACGAGGCUCGUCAGGCUGUAGAGGAUGGAGCCAGCUCUGCCCAUGCCGUUGCUGUCCAUGAAAUCGAGCCCCUGAAGGAGAGAGUUGGCGAAUUGGAGUCAUUGUUGUCAACUGGACAGGGCGAGAUCAAGUCUUUGCAGGAUGCGAUUCAGAGCAAACAGGCGGAGGCAGAGGCACUACAGCAGAGUCUGAGUGCCAUCGAAGACAAGAGCAAGUCGAAGGACAGCGAACAGGAAAGUAAGCUCAACGAGCUCGAAGAGAAGGCUGCUCUUGCUCAGAAGGCCCUCGAGGAGCAAUCUCAGCAAGCCGCUUCUGCGGCUGAGAAGCAUGCGGAGGCCCUGGAGGCGUUGAAAGCUGAACAUGCUGCGGAGCUGGAGAAGUUGAAGGGUGAGGCAUCUGGAACCCAGGAAACAGCACUGAGUGAGCUCCAGGCCAAGCACGAUGAGCUAGUAUCUGCCAACCGGGAACUGGAAUCAAGCCACGCGCAAAAGGUCGAACAACUUGAGGCCGAGUUGAAGUCAGCCCUUGAGCGCCAUGCUGGCGAGAUUGCAUCGCACACUGAAGUUAGAGAGAAGGAAGUUGCUGAGCUCCAGAAAUCGUUCGAGGAAAUCAAGGCCAACUUGCAGGCUGAGCUGGAGAGCUCUAAGUCCUCCAAGAGCGCCGAAGCCGAAGCAGAGCACAGUAAAGCGAUCGAAGAACUCCUUGGUGCUCAAGAAUCCAAGCUUUCUAGCCUUAAGUUUGAAUUGGAAACCGCCAACCAGGCCAAGCUUGAAGAGCUCCAGAAAUCCCACGACAAUGCACUGGCCGAGGCCAAGGAACAGCUGGCCCAGGCUAACGUGGCAGCACAGGAUACUUCGGCCCUGGACAGUCUGAAGGCAACCAUCACAGAUCUUGAACAGAAGCUGGCGGAUGCCGAGAAGUCGACUACUGCCGCACAUGAAGAACUUUCCGGCAAACACAGCGCAGAGAUCUCGAAGAUCGAGGCUGAGAAGGCUGAGCUUGAACAGAAACACCAGGUCGUUAGCAGCCAGAUGGAAGAACUUCAAAACUCUUUGACUGCUUCUGAGAGCAGCAAGUCGGAACUGGAGACAGUGUUGAACCAGCUCAAGGUAUCGCAGGAAGAGCUUGCCCAAAUCAAGUCGAAGCACGAAGCCGUGACCGAAGAACUCGAUGAAUCCAGAACCCAGGCCCGCACUAUGGAGGAGAAGCUCACCCAGGGUGAGAAGAACCUGAAUGACCAGAUUGAGAGGAACAUGUCCUUGCUUACCCAGCUUGGGGAGGUGGACUCAUCAAUCUCGGCCAGCCGUAAGCGGGUCCGCGAGCUAGAGGCUGAAUUGGCCGCUCUGAAGGCGGACGGAUCCAAGGGGGUGGGACUGGAAGGAAGCCGGUGGGCAGAGCAGGACAAAGCUGGAGAAGAGGCUGGUCCAACCGCAGCGGAAGGUGAGGACCUUGGAUCAUCCAUUGAGGGAACGGUGGGACAUCCCCGUUUAACGUCCUACUUUUCGGGACUCUCUAUGGCCAGCAUCCAGGAGCAGCUUAAGCAAAUCCGCACAGCUAAUGAUGAUUGGUCCGACGAGCAACGACGACUCAUGGGCGACCUUGGCCAACUGUCGCAGGGAGCGGCACCAGGUUCCCUGGGCCACUCUUCCACGUUUCAACCUGAGAACACGAGCGCCGGAUCGGACGAGACUAAACGCAACGGUGGGGAAUCAUCAUGA
Aspergillus wentii DTO 134E9 is the source of this 3681-nucleotide messenger RNA. Its product is annotated as M protein repeat protein. The record is from RefSeq and is a predicted model, not a curated record. The transcript is spliced from 3 exons. Gene Ontology annotation, cellular component: Golgi apparatus. The coding region runs from base 1 to 3681 and encodes 1226 amino acids. Lineage: Eukaryota; Fungi; Ascomycota; Eurotiomycetes; Eurotiales; Aspergillaceae. Gene Ontology annotation, biological process: Golgi vesicle transport. Gene Ontology annotation, molecular function: small GTPase binding.